Molecule: messenger RNA, 1910 nt
Organism: Phaedon cochleariae (mustard beetle)
Lineage: Eukaryota; Metazoa; Arthropoda; Insecta; Coleoptera; Chrysomelidae
Source: the annotation of a GenBank genome assembly
AUGGCGAAAGCAGGAGAGAUGGGCAACCUCUACGGCAAACCAGACGUAGAACGGAUCGGCCUCUUCUCGGAAAUGCCCUACAUGAACGGCAAAGGCUACGUUUCGCCCUUUCCCAAGCCUAGAGCCGACAAAGGCCGCAACAUAAUGGGCGAAGGUCCCAAAACCAAAACAGCCAGACAAGACUGCUACUUCGAUAAAGACUUCAAGAGGCUCUUCAUCGGCGAAGCCUUGAGAGGCAGAGGCGUCAAGCCCAAGCCUCCGAGGUUCAAAAACGUUUCUGAGAAAGCCUUCGUACCUGCCGGUAAUCUCAAACUGCAUUCCACUCCUGGAGACUACUACGGCUGCUUCGAGAAGAUCGAGGCGUUCAGCAACAAGAAGAGGCCCCUACCACCGUACAAAAGAGAGCCCAGGAACAUACUCAGCAAUCCCGGGAAGGAAGGGGGCCCAGGCUACGUGGACACGUGCCUCAACCCCUACCCUUCGCACACCCCGGACAGAUAUGGCGCCAAACCGAAGUACAAAGAGUACGGCAAAACCGUGGACGGUCCCAUGGUGAUCAACCACUACCCCACGCCCUUUUUCGACCGCAACCCCUUCAUGGAACCCCCGAACGUCAAAGCGGGCCCCACGUACGUGAGGCCUCAGGAGAAAGGGGUCGCUCCCUUGCCUCCUGGGAAAAUGAUUCCGACUGGUCCUGGGAAAUUGCCGGGAGGAUGUCACGCUGGGGGGUUUGAAAAGUUCCCUGAGCACAAGCCUGAUAAAUACUUGACGGUUUACGAGGUUAUGAAGCCAAAAAAGCGCACGGGGGGUAAUUUUUAUCCGCAAUCGACCGCUGAAAAGACUUUGUACACGUGUUCGGUGAUCAACGAGAAUUUGAGGUUCAGGGUGAACGGGAAGAAUCAGGCUGCUUUCGAGCCUUCUUUCAUCAAACAUUUGGUUGAUUGAUGAAAAAGUUGCGAAUGAAUGAAUUGAGAAGAACUGGACUUUGAUGAUGGGUGCCUACUGGUAUUGUUGACCGAUGUAAAAUUCCAGCAAUCGAUCUUCUACAUCAGUAUAAUUUACGACGAAUGUUUUUACUAUUAUUAUUACUUUACUGCCCUAGUAUAAUAUGUUGAUGGAAAAUACGUGCCAAGUACACUGUAUCCCAUUGUCAGCAAUUUUACGGGGUACCGUUUUUAAAGCUAGAGGGUUGGAGGUUACGCGAUAAUGAAAUUGAAAAAUACUAUCUACUAAUAAUUGGAUAAAUAUACCAAAAUUUCAGAGAAUCUUGUAUUACGAGUUUUUACUGAAAAUAAUUUUACAUACAAUCGUAAAUUUUUUACAUAAGAAAAUAUAUUUUUGCUUCAAAACUAAAAAACAAAAGGUGUUAAAAGAAAGCUUACUAUGUCACUAGCUUCUACGGGAAAAUUCAUUUAAACUACUUCGAAAAGAUCAAAGAUAACAGAUACAGGGGUGUUCAAAAUUGUUUCUUCUGAAUUCCACCCUUUAUCUCAAAAACCAAAGAGCUAUGAAAUAUUUGCCUACGUCUUUUUUAAUAUCAUGAAGAGUAGAAUACUGUAGCGAAAACUGCUAUAAUCUAUCUUUGAAAAUUAAGGAGAUGGAGGUACCCCGCAAAAAUGCUGAAAAUUGGAAACUCCUUACAUGAUAUAACCCAUGAUUAAAAUAUUGGAAUUGAUUUUCCAUUGCAUAAAAAGUACUUUAUGGAUACAAAAUUCCAUAAAAGGAAAAUCAAAACAUGUCCGCAGAAGAGUGGUUUUAUCUCCCUUCCUUCAAGGAGUGAAUAUCUCAAUUUCAAGGCAACAGAGAUUAUAAACAACGAAAUUCAUCUUGCGAUCCUAUUCACGUCUGAGAGACUACCUGCAAUUUUUCGAAACAACCUGUAUUUAUUGAAAAUGAAUUAUUGAUUGCUC